UCAGUAGAAACAUGGCCGAAUCAAAGAAAACAGCCGAAGAUUCCUCGCGGGACAAAGAGUUGGACGAUCUGCUCGACAGUGCGCUGGAAGAUUUCAACAAACACGAGCCGAAAAAGCAGGCGACGGAUGGUGCUAGUUCUACCGGGGAACCGAGCACACAGCAGCACGAAGAUCCGCCAACCGAGCAACUUUGGAACGAGGAGUUUGUUGAUGAGCAGGCAAAAAGGUUCGAACAGCACAUGGCCGCACUGUUCGGUGGUGGUGCAAAGGUUGAUAGCGAUCAGGUUAUGCUAGGCUUUCAACGAAUUGCAGAAGCGGCCGGUAUGGCUAUCAACGAUCGGGCGGCGGCAGCUGCAGAGGAGGAAAAUGCUCCGCCCACCAGUACACUCGAUCCAUCGAUUAACCAAAGUAUAUGCGACGCGCUGAAAGCGAUGAGCGAAGGACGCGACACCCUACAGACACCGUUCAGCCCGGAAGACGUGGCCAACAUGUUCGGCAACAUCGAUCUGAACGCGACCGGCGAAAACAAUGCCUUUCUACCGUUCAUGCAAACCAUGAUGCAGAGUCUGCUGUCGGCCGAUGUGUUGUUGCCGAGCAUGCAGGAUUUGGUCGCGAAAUAUCCGGCAUGGUUAGCAGAACAUGGCGCCGGGCUGCCCAAGGAGGAGAAAGAGCGGUACGAAAAGCAGCUGGCACUGAUGAAGGAAGUUUGCGCGGAGCUGGAGAAGGAAAAGCCGGACGAUAGUGCCGAGGUGAAGCGGGAUCGGUUUCAGAUCGUGCUGGAAAAGAUGCAAUCAAUGCAGGACCUGGGCCAACCGCCAACCGAUCUGGUGGGUGAUCUCGGUCCGGGAAACCUCAAUCUGCCAACACUCGAUCCAUCCUCGUUUGGUGAUCAGAAUCCCUGUCCGAUCAGUUAAC
Molecule: messenger RNA, 915 nt
Organism: Anopheles maculipalpis
Lineage: Eukaryota; Metazoa; Arthropoda; Insecta; Diptera; Culicidae
Gene: Pex19
Product: peroxisomal biogenesis factor 19
Exons: 4
Coding region: 12-914 (300 amino acids)
Biological process (GO): protein import into peroxisome membrane
Cellular component (GO): peroxisome; peroxisomal membrane
Source: RefSeq, a predicted model, not a curated record